AAUGAAGAGACAGUUUUGUUUUAUACUUUUACUUGAAAUAUUUUUAUUAUUUUUAUUUAUUGGAAAACAUGUAAAUGCAUUUGCUGUUGGGAAAAUAGAUGAAAAUGAAAAUCAAGGACUUUAUAAUGAAAGUGAUCAUGUAGUUAUUCUCAAUAUAACUAAUUUUAAAUCAUAUAUUUACAAUAGUAAAUCCAGCUGGUUUGUUGAAUUUUAUAGUACUUGGUGUGGUCACUGUGUACGUUUUGCACCAAUUUGGAAAACAUUUGCUAGCAAUGUUGUCAAUUGGAGAACUAUUGUUCGAAUAGCAGUUAUAGACUGUGCUAAUGACGAUAACAAUCCUAUUUGUCGUGAAUAUGAAGUUAUGCAUUAUCCAACGGUAAAAUUUUUUUCUAUUAAUACAAAACCAGGAUCAUUAGGAUUGGAAAUAAAGAAAAAAAAUGACGCAAUUGGUUUACAAAAUGAUUUAAUUAAACAAUUAGAAAUAGAGCAACAGGAAGGUCGAGGUUCUUCGUGGCCCAAUAUUGUUCCUUACAGAAAAAACGAACUCGAGACUAUUUGGAAAGCAGUUACAAACGAUGUCAAAUAUUGCUUAUUAAUAUUUGAAACUCCCGAUUCCUAUGUGGGAACAAGUGUGAUUUUAGAUUUUGAAAAUAAUUCCGUAAUGCACAUAAGACGUGUAACAUCUGAAAAUGAAUUACUCUGUGUAACGGCUAAAGUCACUAAAUUUCCAAGUUUAAUUCUUCUUCAACGUGAUGGUUCACAAAAAUCGAUAAAUAUAAAAGACUCGACACGAGAAGGUGUACGUGAUACAAUUAAAAAUUAUAUGGAAACAUUGGGAGUUGAUGUAAAAUUACAAAAACCAAUUGAAGAUGAAUUAAAAUCAACUUUUAUUUCUCAUGUAAUUGAAAAAGUGCCCGAUGCUGAUAAAUCAGAAAAUUCAAUUCAACAAUUUGGCGAUGUUGUAUUUCAAAUUGAUUUAGAAAAAGCAUUACGCUAUUCUUUUGCACAUGAAAUUUCCCUAUCGAAAAUAAUUGAAGGUGAAAAAAUGAAAGCGCUAAAGGAUUAUUUAAAUAUAUUAAAAUUUUAUUUUCCAAUGCGUAACAAUGGAGGAACAUAUUUAUCAUCUAUUUAUAAAACAAUAAAAGACAUGAAUGAAAUUAGUGGUAAAUAUUUUCGUAAUUUAGUUACUGAGACGGAAAAUAAAAUCUCAUCAGUUUAUUCAGGUAAUCUUGAGUGGAUUGGUUGUCGUGGUAGUACAUCAACUUAUAGAGGAUAUCCCUGUGGUUUAUGGACAAUGUUUCAUAUGUUGACUGUUAAUUAUGCCAAUAAUAAUAUUGACGACGUUGAUUAUGAUCCGGCAAAAGUUUUACGUGCAAUGCAUGGUUAUGUGAAACAUUUUUUUGGUUGUGCUGAAUGUUCACAACAUUUUCUUGAAAUGUCAAAUAGAACUAAAAUAUUUGAUGUUAAAAGUGAAGAUGAAAGUAUUCUUUGGCUAUGGAGAGCACAUAAUGAAGUUAAUAAAAGAUUAGCUGGUGAUUCAACUGAAGAUCCUCAACAUAAAAAAAUUCAAUAUCCCGCUAAAAAUGAUUGUCCAUUAUGUAGAGAUGAAAAUAAUAAUUGGAUAGAGCAAGAGAUAUUAUUUUAUUUAAAGAAAAAAUAUCAACAAAAUGACAUAAAUAUCUAUGGUUCUAUAUUAAAUUUAAAUAAUGAAGGUAAUAAUAAUAAAAUAAUAAACAAUAAAUUUAUGGCUAAUAGCGCUGUUAGUAGUCAUCGAAGAUUGGGUUGGGAUUUUAAUAUUUUUGACAUUAGUAUUUGUGUUGUAUUAUACGUUAUAUCGGCUUCAAUUCUUAUUCUUGUUUGUAUAAAAUUUGCAUCGAGAAGAAGUUAUAAAAAGAAAAAUUAUGUAUAUAAUCUUUUUGGUAGAGUAUGAAGAUAAGAAUUUUUAUAACUAUAGUUAAAAUUACAGAAUAUUUUUUUUUUUUUAUUAGAAAAUUUUAAGGACAAUCAUUACUCUCUAAAUUUGAAUUAGUUAAAAAUAAUUAAUUUUAUUAAAAGUCAGUGAUUCAAAUUAUUAUAGUCAUUUUUUUUUUUUUUUUUAUUUGCAAUUAGUGAUUUUUCCACUAAAUGCUGAAUGAAAAGGUCAGCCAAGAUUUUAGUAACAAAUUUAUUAUUUUUUACUAAUUUAAAUUUAAACAAGGAUUUUUUCCUUAUAAAAAUCAAACUUUAAAGAAUUUAGGUCUGAAUUUUUUGUUACUACAAUAUUAUUAUACUUGUGUAAAAUCACAGUUCUUCCCUUUAUAUUGAAAAAUUAAUUUACAGAUUAUUGUAAAUAUAAUUUAAUAUGUAUAUAUUGUAUAAUGCUUUUGUAGUUAUAUCUCAAAUGAUUGUGAAUAUUGAUUAUAUAACAAAAAAGUAUUUUUUAGUUUACCUGAUUAUACAAUUUAUAUAAUAAUAGUAAUAAUUGAAAUUUAUAUUUAAAUAUGUAAUAU
Molecule: messenger RNA, 2489 nt
Organism: Leptopilina boulardi
Lineage: Eukaryota; Metazoa; Arthropoda; Insecta; Hymenoptera; Figitidae
Product: sulfhydryl oxidase 2-like
Exons: 3
Coding region: 2-1930 (642 amino acids)
Biological process (GO): protein folding
Cellular component (GO): Golgi membrane
Molecular function (GO): protein disulfide isomerase activity; flavin-dependent sulfhydryl oxidase activity
Source: RefSeq, a predicted model, not a curated record